Molecule: messenger RNA, 1947 nt
Organism: Nematostella vectensis (starlet sea anemone)
Lineage: Eukaryota; Metazoa; Cnidaria; Anthozoa; Actiniaria; Edwardsiidae
Product: dual specificity mitogen-activated protein kinase kinase 5
Exons: 23
Coding region: 122-1495 (457 amino acids)
Biological process (GO): protein phosphorylation; MAPK cascade
Molecular function (GO): ATP binding; protein binding; MAP kinase kinase activity
Source: RefSeq, a predicted model, not a curated record
GUUUCACUCGGCCUUCAAUUUUCGAGAAUAUUCAAUGGCGGCGAAAGGAACUCAAAACAAAUCAUUUUCGCCUUCUCCUUUUUUGUUUCUUUAAUGGCCGUGAUAUUUACCGAGAGUAUAUAUGAACUGUGCGCCUUCUCUAGUUAUACGGAUUAUUCCUGAAGAUGGAAAAGCCGUUGACUGGGCCGUGAAUCCGACGAUUACAUUCCGAGAUGUCCUGGAGGCUAUAUCUCAGGUGAUGCCUCACGCAACAGCCACAGCAUUUGACUAUGAGGAUGAGGAAAAAGAUCGCAUCACAGUUAGGAGCGAUGAGGAAUUACAAGCAAUGAUUAAUGGGUACUUCUGGUACUAUUCAGAGAGGAUGAAGCAAGGAGUUGGAUUAGAUCCCCUCCCUAUCUACCCUAGAGCUGGACGAACAUCGAGGAAAAGAAAUAUUUGUGGCCUAACUGUAAAUACAAGAGCUCCGCUAUCACCAUCAGGCCAGACCUCCAUGCCAGCUCCCAUGAACUCCCAUCUACAACAUCAACCAACAACUGCCCCCAGUGCCCAAGCAGUACCGACUAGGAAGGAGCAUACAGAUGUCCGUAGCAUAUUGGCAGGUGGCCAGUUAAACCAGGAGCAGAUCCAACACCUUGAGAUUCUGGGGUAUGGGAAUGGUGGAACUGUGUACAAGGCAAUACACUUAACAACAAGGAGAAUCAUUGCAGUAAAGGUCAUUCCGCUAGAUGUUACACCAGAAGUGCAGAGACAAAUCAUAUCGGAAAUGGAAAUUUCUUUCCAGUGUGCUUCUCCUUAUAUUAUUGAGUUCUAUGGUGCAUUCUUUGUUGAAAAUAGAAUAUCAAUGUGUACAGAAUAUAUGGAUGGUGGCUCUCUAGAUAUGUACGGCAGCAUACCGGAGCCGGUUCUCGGUAGAAUCGCAGUCGCAGUUGUCAAGGGGCUGGCAUACCUUUGGGGACUCAAGAUAAUGCAUAGAGAUGUAAAGCCGUCCAACAUACUUGUCAAUACAAGAGGACAAGUCAAGCUUUGUGAUUUUGGCGUCAGUCGCCAGCUCGUGAAUUCUAUAGCUACUACAUACGUGGGAACUAAUGCUUACAUGGCGCCGGAGAGGAUUCUGGGUGAUGAGUACAGCAUACUGUCCGAGGUCUGGAGCCUUGGAGUAUCCCUAUUAGAGAUGGCGAGUGGUAGAUUCCCGUAUCUCAAGGGUAACCAAGGCCGCAUGGACUCGUUACUGCCAAUUGAACUGCUUCAAUGCAUAGUACACGAGGCCCCGCCGCGUCUACCUGACCAUCUGUUUAGCCCGGUGUUUGUGGACUUUGUGGCUCAGUGUAUGCAAAAAAGUCCGUCCACUCGCCUCACCCCUGAAGCUGUGCUGGAUCACAUCUUUAUUCGGAUGAGCGAUGAUGGAAAUAUUGAUAUGAUAUCCAUGUGGGUUUGUCGCCGUCUGGAAGAGAAAAGAGCGGUAACAACCAACUUAGAUAGUCCUUCAUCAGAAUAGCGGGAUACCUGUGUUAUCACGAGAUCGCGUGGCGCAAAAAUAGAACACAGAAAUAGCUGCGGCUACACGCCAGAGACCGACCAACAAAUUGGCUGAUUCGUAAGUGCUGCGAAUGUUUUGUUGCUGUUAUUUUGCCCGCGAAUUCGGCACGCAAAAAUCACGUCAUUUCAACUCGCUCAUUGUUGUGAACCUUUCGUGAAAAGGUAAUUCAUAUCCAACAUAACGGGAUUCCUGUGUCACGAUCUCUCUCUGAUGGGCACCUUUUGGUGUGAACCUUCUCGUGAUCACAUGUGACUAUUUUUGUACAUUUGAUUGACAAGCCGUAUGAGAAGCUAAAACAGACAGGGAGACCAUAAUCAGAGCAACGGUCUUCCUGUGCCCAGGACAAAGUUACUUAUAAGAAUCCUGUUGCCAUCCAAGCGUUGAAUUUGAAUAAACUAAAUUAUACCUUC